Pungitius pungitius (ninespine stickleback) is the source of this 3781-nucleotide messenger RNA. It is a transcript of the gene prrt4a, whose product is annotated as proline rich transmembrane protein 4a. The record is from RefSeq and is a predicted model, not a curated record. NCBI's taxonomy places the organism in Eukaryota, Metazoa, Chordata, Actinopteri, Perciformes, Gasterosteidae. The coding region runs from base 777 to 3638 and encodes 953 amino acids. The transcript has 3 exons.
GAGUCCCCAGCGAGGCCACACAAACUCUUGUACCUUGAGUAACAACAACAGAUGUCUCAGUUCAGUUUACAGUUCAAAGGGCAACAGUAUAGCGCAAACAAUCAAACUGACUGUCCGAUCAGUGCAGCAGCAGAGAGUGGGACAGCGGGGGUUGUCCCCUGGAGGUGGGGUCUGUCCAAUGUGUCAACGGAAGGAGAGAAGAGGGGCACAGCACAGUGAGUUUGAAAGGACACACGGUGCUACGCGGAGCGAGAGAGAGAGAGAGAGAGAGAGAGAGACUGCAGGCACACAGCAACACGAAGGAGCAUACAUGUUUAAAGAGGCUGCAGCAGAGCGGGCUAAUGAUGAGGAAAGAAAGCUGAACUGGGAUCAUCUCAAAAAAAGCAAUUGUGUACUUAUUUUCUCUUAUCGUGCCGUUAUAACAAAGGAACAUCUGCGCCCUUGCGCGUGCACUGUGUGUAUUUUAUGGGACUCUCUAGGUGAAAGGAAACAAGGUUUUGCAUGCUUUCAUAUUUGCAUUUUAGCACUUGACCUAUAUGCAGAAAUGUAUGUUAUUUAUUGCAAAUAUCCUAGCUAUGCAUAAUGUUUGAUGAGUGGUUGCACAGAUUGUGUAAUGGAUGUGAUUUACCUUCUUUUCCUCACCCAGGUGUGUUAAGCAAGAGAUCAGCGAGAUACCUGAGGGUAAAGAUUCGUCAAUCCGUCAAUCUUGGGACUGGACAAUACCCCUCAGUACCUUCAGCAUGUGACUUUUUUGGAGGAGUUGAUAGAGCCUCGCCAUGCACUCUCUGUGGAAUCUUUGCCUACUUCUCCCCCUCUCCUUGCCGCUCUCACUUCAUGUCGUAGUCUCCGAUGGAGACCAUGUCAAGGAUCCACAACAGCCAGACUACGACACAGCAGUGUGGCGUCACACACCCCCACCACAGAGACCACAUGGGUCUGGUUUAGCAACGGGCAAUCCAAUUUUUGGGACGGAAUAUGUCGACUUCCCGCCUCUGCCUUUGAGCUGGCCCCUUUCGUCAUCCGAGGAAUCCGAUAGAAAAGGUGGGAUCGAUGAACACAUUGAUGCCGAGGAGAGCACAGAGACAUCUCGUCUGUAUCCUAAUGAGAAGGGACUUAUCACAUCCAGAAUUUCUGAUACAAAGAAUGAGACCUCAAACGAGAGCACACAACCAACAAGGUCUUCAUCAUCAGAAGGAGCACAACCUCGCUACACCCAGGAACAAUCAUUAAAGUAUAAACCGUCUGAGACAAAUAUAUCCAUAUCAGAUGCCAACCAGACAGAAGAGAAUCAGCCAACUUCCCCACCCUCUCCGAAUAAGACGACUUCUCCUCCGCCCGGCUCGCUUUCACCAGUUCCAGAAUCCGCUGGAGCUCGCCCCAACCCAGAGCGCCCCACUCCACCAGCAGUCAUUUGGGGACGGACCACCGGCCCCUCUGUUGUCAUGCAGGAUGGGACACAGGGGGGGACAGUCCCAGUGAAAGAGACCAGAGAUGAAUUGAUUGGUAUUAUGGGUGAUAACAAGGGCAUGGAGGCAGACAAUGAUGACUCCAAAGAGAGUGGUCCGCUUCUUCCAAAGACCAGUGGCACACUCUUGCGUGAUGGUGGCAGAGACGCACCUACCACGCCCUGCAAAACAUCAAACCAAUCCUGGACACCCACCUACCCAGAGGACUUUACCCCCACAGAGUCCCAGCGCCCCGAUCUGACCCUCGGCUCUGCCCUUUUCAUCCCUCUGUAUUCGGACUGGAACUCUGCCCUUGCCACAUGGGGAUUUGCAUGGGAAGCACACGUCUAUGGCCUGGGUUCUGUUUUUUCUGUAUUUGGCCUAAUCUCUGCUGUGUGUCUCUUAGGCUUGCCCCUGCGCUGUCCUGCGGGGAGCCCCUACUUCUUCCUGCUGCACUUGUUUCUUUUAGCGUUUGAAGGGAUUCAAGCUUUUUGUUUGCUCUAUGAUGCUUAUAAUCACCAAGAUCGUCUUCCCCCUCUGGGCUCUCUGCUGCUCUCUGAGCUUUCCUUUCCCUGCUUGAUUUCAGCCUUCUCCCUCGCCUUCAUCCUCCUUUCCCUGCGCUCACGUAUGCAUCUUUCAUUCCCACUUGCUAAUUCCAACCUGUUUUCAGCCUUUCCCAAGCCAUGCCUGUUACUGUGUAUGUCCAUGCUAUAUUCUGGGGUCUCUCUAGGGUGUGUUGGCCUGCUGCAGCUCUUCCAUAGCCUCCCCUCAGUGAUCCUGCUCUUCCCUCAAGGUGUGUUUGUAUGUCUCACCAUAUUUCUCUCAAGCUCCUACCUUGUAUUCUACUGCUUGAUGCAAUUCAACACGAAGGACCUCUACCACCACACCCUAGAGAGUGGAGGAUCUCCUGCAGUGAUGCCAUCUCCACGUUGCCCCUUUUCCAAAGUGGAGGACUGGGGUAGGGCAGCAGGAGCUGGAUUAGGGGCCUCGUUGUGUUUGUUAGGGUGUGGAGGCCUCCAGUUUUAUGGGAUCUUGCAUGCCCUUGGUUUGGGUGGGGUCGAUAGCUUUGGUUUCCAGCCUUGGCCGUGGUGGGGUUACCAGGUAGGCUGCAGGCUCUGUGAGAUUGGGGUGUGUCUAGGUUUGUCUCUCAUUGGUUCACACCCUCUAUUCUGCCAAAACAACUCUCCUAUCGAGUCCUUGACUAACCCCCGGCCAGGAUCUUGGUCCCGUCUCUCGUGUGGCUCCCAUUCAAGAGGGCUCACCAAGCCCUCUCAGGGAUGUGCAGAUUCUUCCGUCGUCUCCUCUCAUGAUUCUUUCUCCCGGGGUAAGCAGGAAAAGCUUGUGGUCUGUGAUGUCAUAACAAAGGAAGGGUCAGAGGCUCUUCCUCUCUUCUCAAUGGUGGAUCAUCCUCGGAAUAGGCUUGUCCCCAAUUCCAGCCAAACCCAGAGCACUGCUUUCCUUACACCCCCAAACCCACGGUCCAAGCCUAAAAAUGCAGUUGAGUCUCAGCUAUCGUCACUGGAUAGCUUAAGAAUGGAGACGGACUCAACUGUGGAUCUGCGGCCCCCAUCUCUCAUAGACCUGUCCCGUAGCAUUGACCAGGCUCUGUUCAGUGAAUCCCUAUUCUCUCACAGUAUCUUUGGGUUGCCGAGACUCUAUCAUGCUUCUUCCAGCCUCUCUUUGAGCUCUCCUAGCCGGGGUGAAUCACAGCAAGGGCCUAGUUCUAAGCAAAAUGCAUUAUAUCGAACCAUCUCUUGUGGUGACAUGGAACCAGACAACGCCCUGUUCACUUCAAGACCGUCUAAACCAAGUAGCUCUUUGACAUCUCAAAGCAAGUCACCGGUGUCACCAGAGCAAUGGAAUUGGAAAGAGAGCGUCUCUGGUUCAACACAAGGCCUUUGCAACAACCCCAAGGAGACAGGGAAGUUCCGCUCACAUUCCUGGGCCAAUAGAGGUCAAAACUUUGCUCAGAGCAGCUUCCCACGAGCAAUCCCCCACCUGUCAUACCACCGGCGUUACAGAACCCUGAGCUUAGCCUCUCAGGACAGCUGCGGAUCCGGCCGGCUGGCAGGUACCAAACAUCUGAGUGAGAGCAAACAGCUGGAAUGGGAUCUGGCUGUGCAAGCGGAGUUUGUCAACGUGUGCAGACAAAUUGACACUCUGAGUGUUUGCAGUGACACCAUUGAAUUGUAAAAAGAUAGAAAUGUUCAGUCAUGAUUAAAAAAAGUGAUGCACAUUACGUUGUACUGAAAUAUCACUCCAAUCAGGUUAGAUGAAUCAUAAAAGUUAUACGCAUGUAUAUUAUAGCCUUAACUUAUAAAAGGAAUUAACAUGAC